Molecule: messenger RNA, 1290 nt
Organism: Fusarium graminearum PH-1
Lineage: Eukaryota; Fungi; Ascomycota; Sordariomycetes; Hypocreales; Nectriaceae
Exons: 3
Coding region: 1-1290 (429 amino acids)
Source: RefSeq, a predicted model, not a curated record
AUGGCCAAGACAACAACAAUUAACCUAAAUGAUUUCAUGACAAACAUCCCUUGGGUUCAACUCUCAUCAACCUAUCAAGAUGCUAUAACCAUCUGCUGCCGUUUAGGGAUAUUCUACCUAUGGAUAGACUCAUUAUGCAUCAUUCAGGACAGUAAAGAUGAUUGGAAGGAUCAGGCGUCACAAAUGGCCGACAUUUAUGAAAGUUCAUUCAUUACAAUAGCUGCUACGAGAUCCAAUGACGGCUCCGAAGGUUGCUUUGUAGAAUGCGAUGAAAAAUACCUAGCAAAGUUAGUACCUGGCUACCGAAACAUUUACGUCCGCCAGAUGCCCCCAUUAUUUCCGUCGGAUUGGUGUAUACCGAGGAAUUGCAACGACUGGCCGUUGCUAAACCGCGGUUGGAUUUACCAAGAGAUGAUGCUAUCCCAAAGGAUAUUACACUUCUGUGCCAAUGAAGUACGAAGCGAAAGCGGAGGGAAUGACCAUCAGUUUAGUCAGUUUCGUGAUAGGCGCGUAUUCAGGAAAUUGCCCUACCGGCGCGUGCCUUAUGCAAUUCUUCGACAGGAACCCAGGUACCUAUGGUAUCGCACUGUCCAGGAGUAUUCACGCCUACAAUUGAACUUUGAAAGCGACAAAAUGCCUGCCUUGGGUGGUCUUACCAAACGGAUGCAAACUAUGCGGCCGAACGACCGGUAUCUGGCUGGUUUGUGGGAGAAGACUCUAUUGUUCGACUUGCUUUGGUCUGUCUGGCCAGGUCCAGUAGCUGGAAGACGGAAGAACCCUCAAUUUCCCUCGUGGUCUUGGGCCUCCGUUAGCUGUCAGGUUAUGUGGCAUGACCUUGUCGAUUCAACCCUUGACUCUGUACGGGUGGAAGAAGUUCGACUCCUCAACACUGGUCCAAGCCAUUUAGGGGAACUUUUAGAAGCAGCUAUUACCAUUCGAGCGCCUUUUACAGAUGCAAGCCUAUUUCGUCCCCAGUGGAGGAGCCUGCCGGUUGAUGUCAGUAACGACAAUAUUACGCGUGUGGAUCAACUCUGCGUUUAUGACGAUGAAGCCGACUGCCUCCCCUAUAAUCUGUCUGCGGCACGUUACAACCCCGAACCAGCUGGCCCCAGCACAACCAAUGACGUCUUUGCAGCUAUCCAUGUCCAGCUGAGACCAGGUGGUAAAUGCUAUGAGAGAAUUGGGUACGGUAAGAUAUGUCAUCCAUCUACGCUGAUUUUGGAUACAGAGGCUGCCAGCGUGAAGGAAAUGCUCGAGGCCUUACCUACUUCUACAAUAGUAGUAGUUUAG